CAUAUCUGGAGGAGAAUGUUGUACAAACUGUUUGCGCCACGUCGCCUGGACUCUGUGGAUGCCAUACGCUGCCUGUGCUGCUCCGAGUUUCUGCUGUGGCUGAUGGAAUAUCCAGCAAUGGCCUUCGAUCUGGUGGACUCACACAUGUACUGCCUGUUUGAGGCCCUGCAUGACACAUCGCCCAAGGUGCGCGAGUGCUGCCUGGUGGGUGUAUCGCGGCUGUGCACCACAGAGCCUCGUGUGCAGCGGGCAUGCCUGCAGCUGGUGAAGAAGUACAAGCAGUCUGUGCUGCUCAUUGCUGUGGCGGACAAGGAGUGGCUGCUGUGCGAGCUGGCCAUACGUCUGCUGAUGUCCUGCCUACGCGAUUCGCCUGGCCUGUUGAGCGUCGAGGAGAUUGCCACCAUCGAGGGCCUGAUGUUUGAUCAGAAUCGAGGCGUGGCCCAAGCAGCAGCCGAGGUCUUCGUGCAUCAAUAUCUCCACAGAAAGGAGGAUGAAGCGACGCGCAUACGUCGCGUGGUGACGUUCUUCAAGCGGUUUCCAGAGCAUGAACAUGCCGCAUAUCUGGUGGAUGCUUUGAUCGAAAGGAGCAACGUGCUGCUGGCCUGGGCGCCCAUGGUGGAGAUGUUGCUGAAGGGAGAGGUGGAGGGUGAGAAGGAGCAGCAGCAGCAUGAAGACACCAUCAUCAUUGAGCUGCUGACGCAAGCCGUGAAGCAAGCCAUAACCGGUGAAAUACCCCCCGGACGCUAUACCAAAGAUCUGGACAAGAGAGCGCCCAUGGCAGGGGCCAAGCAAACAGCCACACAAAUCCUGGCGCCCGUGAUGGCCAAACUCCUGCGAAAGCACAAAGAAAACAUUGUUAAUCUGAAGAAUCUGCUGGAACUGCCACAGUAUUUUGAGCUCGAGGCCGAGGAGUGUGUCGAGCACUGGCCGCAGCUGAUCAAACGCCUGCAGAACAUAUUCUACCAUCAGAGGGACUUGACGGUGAUACGCACGGCUGCCGAGACCCUGGAGAAGAUCAACAUGCCAGCGACCUGGCAGGGCAUCAAGGAAAUACUCAGCACGGCCGUGACGAGCUAUCGCAUGGAAUUACGUAAUUGGUAUGCGACUGCGCGGACCCAGGCUACCAAUAAGAGUCGCGACAAUCGUCUGAUUGAGCGCCUGCAACUGGUGUCCGUGCUCUUUCGACACUUUGACCUCACCCAAUGUCAACUGUUGCCCACCGCCCUGCAGAGCCUCGAACAGUGUCUCUCCGAAGCGGAAGGCAGACUGCCACGCGGCACAAUCCAUUUGUAUUUGGAGAUUUGCUCGCAUGGCCUCAUGUGGGAGCAAAGGAUAAUAAUGAAAGACGCAGCCACCGCUGAGGAUAUUCAGGAGCGAUGUGAAGGUCUAAAAGCGACACUGACGGGCGUUAUUCGCAUGGCAUUCAAAGUGCUCAAGUCGAUGCCGAAUAGAUCGUUUCCAUAUGCACUGACCACCAUUUGUGAUCUGUUUGUGCUGUUUGGCUAUCAUCUGCAACAGCACACCAGUGCGGCUGUGCGCUCUCUGAUGUAUCAGCCAACGAUCGAAGACUUUGAGCUACUUGAAGCUCAUUUGAUGAUGCAUCUAUUCGAGGCCGAAGAACCCAAAGAACUGCUGCAGGAGCACGCCUUUGAUGAGCUGCACAAGAAGCGGCAGGCACUGGCGGGUUACUGCAAAUUGGUGGCCUUUAAUGUAGUGCCCGUCAUGAGGUUUCGUUUUGUCUUGCAGUUCUACGAUAAGUUCUAUGAUGCCUUUGGCGACUUGAUGCGCUCUGCCAUGGAGAAAGCUUUGGAUGUAAAUGCCACAAACUAUGGCAUGACACUGAUGCACACCUGCCUGCUGGUCUUUUCGCGAGUGAUGAAUGGCGAGGAGCAACUCGAAGAUCUACUCAAACUGGCCAAGCGCUUGGCGGAGACACUCAGCGGUGAUCUGCUGAACAGUCGCAAAGGCGUGCUCGCCCUGCAUCGCGCUGGCAUUUACUUUGCUGCGCAGCGGCAGGAGAAUAGCCUCGUGGGUUCGCCACCUCAAUCGCUACUGUAUUUGAGCGUGCUGGAGAAGUUUGUGCUGCAGCUACUGUCGCAGGACAAAAUUGUGAUUCUAAAGCUGCUAAGUGAACAAAUUCCGGCAGAGUUGCCGUCGUGUCGUCGCGAGGAAUGGAAGCCCUUGGAGUGCUAUCGCACGGCCUUGGAGCUGGCACUCAAAUUUAGUUGUCGUCGUGCGGAGUACGAAGCCAUGGAGCAGUACUAAGGAUUGAUUAAGGUAGGACACACUUGCUCUAAGGAAACAUUCAGCAUUCCAACG
Molecule: messenger RNA, 2319 nt
Organism: Drosophila subobscura
Lineage: Eukaryota; Metazoa; Arthropoda; Insecta; Diptera; Drosophilidae
Product: cohesin subunit SA-1
Exons: 4
Coding region: 16-2265 (749 amino acids)
Biological process (GO): sister chromatid cohesion
Cellular component (GO): nucleus; cohesin complex; chromatin
Molecular function (GO): chromatin binding
Source: RefSeq, a predicted model, not a curated record